Trematosphaeria pertusa is the source of this 1737-nucleotide messenger RNA. RefSeq lists its product as uncharacterized. The transcript has 2 exons. The record is from RefSeq and is a predicted model, not a curated record. Bases 1 to 1737 code for a protein of 578 amino acids. Lineage: Eukaryota; Fungi; Ascomycota; Dothideomycetes; Pleosporales; Trematosphaeriaceae.
AUGGGCGGGACGUAUUGGUACUACUACAAGGUCGACGAUGAGGAGCACCACAAUCCCUCCGAGCCCUCAACGACUGUUUGCCCCUUACUCCCUGGCCAACGUUUGAACGUCCUGGAAGUUCCAAUAGAAUCAAGAAGUCGGAGUAACUCGGAAAGCGACCAAAUCUUCACCCGCAAUCCUCAGGACAAGUUCCUGACCCCCGUUCCCCCCAAGCCACUGCCUUCCCCGAAGCUGGGCGACCUUUGUACAGAGACGUACAGGAUCCCGCUACAGUCUCUCGGAGGGCCACGGUCUGCUACGUAUCCUUCAAUGAGCCAAUCUCUCACGCCUGGAUAUGAACGACGCGCGCGGAGCGCUUCCACUUCGCCGGCGAUGCCGUCAAGCGCAUUAUUUCCGGACCUCAAGAGCCUAAAAGUGAAGCUUGCGUCGAAGCGAUCUGCAUCGAACAACCGGGAGCAGCCCAGAAACGUGAGAGAGCUACAAAUAGGAGCCCCAACUCUCAUAAGUACGACUGCGGAAGAAGUCAAUCUCGUGCCUUUGUCGUCCUUACAAGCUCCCUCGACCUCGUCGUCUGUACGGACACGCUCGGUUUCGUCCCCAGCGCCACUUAUCACGGCCAAGCUGCGGGAGUUCUCUCCGCUAGGAUCGCAUCCCGUGGACCCCGUUAAGGACCUCAUUUUUGCAUCUGAAAAGAUGACGCCGGCCGGCGCAGAGCGACUCAUCCAGCGUCCAAGAUCUCACGUGCCUGAAAUUAGCGCUACUGAGCCUCCUUCAAGCCCAGGCAUAGUCAGAGCCAACUCAUCCGAAACCAGACGAACGAAAAUAUUCUGCAAUGAGCCAUGGCUCGCUUCUCCGAGGCUUCGGCAGAGCUUCGAGGAAGACAGUGAAGAGGCGAAACAACGCCCAGAGCCUGCGCUAGUACUGCAAAGACCAACACUCUCGCUUGAGCCUCCCUCCCAUGACUCACGUCCCUCAUCAAGCCAUGGAAGCCACCGAAGCCCUGGCCUACGGCAAACGCCACUUGACAAGGAUAAGGCACUCCCUGCUCUACCACGGUACCUCGUUCCUGCUCCACUGUUCGCUUGUAACGGCGAUGCUAUCAGUGUGAAAGAGUAUAAGGAACGCGAGAAGGCGGAAGAUGGCGAAGAAGAGCACCAAGACGACUCGGAAAUUCGCCUUAUCUCCGAGAGAAGUGGGCAGUUCUCGACCUGGAGCUCCGACUCUAUCACAUUCAGUUCGCCAACAUCCGACGAAGACGCCGUUCACUCUCCUACCUUCAGCUCGUUGACGAGCAACUGCAGCGAAAUGGGAUCGCCGCAGAGACUCUCAGCCCGUUUCUCCAUUAGCGACUACAUGGUCGACCAGGAUGAGGAAUCCGCAAUCAAGCACGAGAAAGAAGACGACGAGCAGAACCAGGAAGCUGAAGAGGCGAGCACACAAACGUACUUAUCGACCUCACCUCCGCAGCUAGACCAGCUGCGUCUCUCAGGGUUCGGGUCGAGCCUGUUCAACAUCGAUAUCCGUGCAACAGACUCAACGUCCCGUAGACAGGUAUCCUGUUUCGGACUGGGCUUUCAAGGCUACAAGCUUCCCGAGGAUGAGGUCGGUUCCCAGGCUACGCUCACCAAGGACACGCUGCCCCCCGAGCCGACGAUCAAGCAUGGGCGUGAAAGCUCGGUCAGCCAUUUCGAGAAGUUGAUGAAUGACUUCGGCUACCUCGGCGAUUCCGUCCUAUAA